Molecule: messenger RNA, 4492 nt
Organism: Megalopta genalis
Lineage: Eukaryota; Metazoa; Arthropoda; Insecta; Hymenoptera; Halictidae
Gene: sano
Product: CABIT domain-containing protein serrano
Source: RefSeq, a predicted model, not a curated record
CCGAUGGAAAUGCUGGAAAGCUAGAGAGAUUCAGUGCGUGUUCACAGUGGUGAUUCGACAACGCGACGGCGGACGACGCGUGCUCCGUCCCUUCGUUCGCGAAGUUCGUUCCGCGACCGACGUGUGCCGUGCUGGAAAAGAAGCCGGCAGGUGUGCUGCUGGCCUGUGCAAGUCGCGAGAUAUCAAAGUUUAAAUAUCGAAUCAUUUUUCUUCUCUUUUUUUUCGUAUUCUCUUUUUUCGAAUUAUUCGGCUGUCAAGGUUAUGUCGACGGCUGAACGAUCUGCGACCGUGGAUAGAAUAUUACACAGUGAGUGACAGAAGUUUUUGGCGCGGAUACAGUUUAUGUUUAAUUGUAUAAAUUGCUUGAUUUUUGAAAGAAACGUGACACACAGGACACAACGAGGCAACAAAUGGAGCAUAGAGGCACGGCGUGCGUGCAGCAGGAUUGUCAGUAGCGAGGAGACAUCGUACGGGGCCCUGGGCGGGCCCAGCGUAAGGUGACGGCGGCGUGGGAUCGUGAUCGGGGUUGGGGUGCGCCGGGGCCUGCGGUCCGUUAGGGUGGACGGCGAAUCAGCGCCGGGAUGGCCGCGACGGACGGUCAGAUCGUGGUCGCGGCGGCCCGGUGGGCCGAGGAGGCGACCUACCUUCGUGAAUUCGUGUCGAAGUAUCGACUGCCAGCGGUGAUCAAGAUCACGAAGGGCCAGUACGGCGGGCUCGGCGUGCCGACGCUGCCGGCGCCCAGCUUGCAGAGCACCGCGUUGCUGGUGUCGGCGGGCCGCCGCCGUAAGAUCGUCGCGCAGGCGGUGAAGAUCAAGGAGGGCCGCCGCGUGGUCGGGGUCGGGCCGCGGCUGGCGAUCCCGGACUCGUACGCCGGCUACUUCGAGAUCCUGAGCGAAGAGGGCAGAGCGGUCCGCGGCAUCGAGUCGGUCAGCGAGCUGUGCCGGCGGUGCCCGGAAGAGGGCGCGCUGGUGCGGGAGACGGUGCGCGGGAUCGCCUGCCGAGUGGACGACGACACGGGUAUAGUGGUGCCGGAGGGGACGCGGACGCUGGCCGCGGGGGAGACGAUCGUGACGGCGGGCGAGGUGAGCCUGCCGAGCCGCGGCCGAUUCCUGCGCUGCGUCGACUGCCGCGGCGACAGCGUGCUGCUCGGUAUGGAACAACGCGGCCGGUUCAGCGCGUUGGCGCGCGAGGACAACAUCAGCGGCGUGCACACCGCCCGGGCGUUGCUCAGCAAACGGCUGCCGUUGACGGUGCGACUGGUACACGGCCAGCCACCCAGGGGACUGAAGUCGUCCUCCCAGUUCGUCCCGGAGCUCAGGCUGCUCUCGACCUUCGAGGAGGAGCACGUGUUCGCGCUGCCGCUGCAACGGGAGGGCGCGGCGGUGGCGCUUCCGCUCGCCGCACCCCUCAAAUUGGUGAAAGCGCGGAACGAGGAGGCGCUGCGGUCGAUGCAGGAGUUCACCAGGCUGGUGGACCGGGCCUCGCGGCUGGUCGCCGACGUCGCCGACCGGGCCCACGUGCUCGACGGCCGCCUCGGCGAGAGCAAGCCGUCCAGGCAGACCAGAAGCGGUACCGGCUUCCUCAGGCGGUCCUCCACCAACUCGGACAACGGGCCGAACCUGAACCAUCACAGGAACAACGCCGGGCACCAUCAUCACCACCAUCACUACCACAGCAACGGGCAUCAGGCCUCAUCGGGCCCGGGACACGCGGGCUACAGGGACGAGAACCGCGUGCCGCCGUCCGCCUGCACCGAGGAGUACGACGAGAUCGAUCAGAUCUACGAUUACGUGCGCGGCUUCGCGCCGCUGCCGAAGAGCGUCAGGUCCCCGUACGAGAGCCCCCUGCCGGCGAACCAGGGCCCCAGCCCGCCCCUGACCCCGGUCACCGUCACCGUCGCGCCGCUCCUCGACGACAGACCAGAGCCGCCGCCCAUCGAGACCAUACCGACCAAGAAGAUCCAGGCGGAGAAGAGGACGAGGCGCGCGGUCAAAGAGGCGCCCCAGCCGAGGGCCGAGAAGCCGCCGCUCGCCAAGCUCUACGUGAAGAACAGCGGCACACAGAGGGGCCGUCCGCUGAUGAGGCAGAAGAGCGCCUCGCCUCUGAAGGAGAUGCCGCCCGGUUACAAGGGCGGCUCGCCGUUAUUCAACAUACGGUACAAGAGCCUGACCAAUCUGCAGCAGGCCAUGGAGCUGGACGGCACGCUGGACUCCAGCCAUUCCGGGGGCAGGACGUCGGGGGACUCUGGUGCUGGCGCUAAGCUGCCGGAAAAAAGAUCGCGGCGUCUGAGCAGACCGCGUUCACUGACGAACCUGGUGUGGGAGCUACGCGGCGGAAGCGGACUAGGCUGCACCAGACCGGAAACCCCGCCGCCAGCAACAGCAGCUCCACUGCCGCCGACUAAAUGCGGACCUCGCCUGGCUGUCACCGUGGUGGCACCGCGACGCGUCGGCACGCUCUACCUCUAACUCAUUCGAAGCGACGAAGGGCAGAAGAAGGCAAAGAGCGCGAGUGGUCCGGAUGGGGUCGCCAUAAUGGAUCUCCGAUGUCUUCGACCAAUCAAAAGACGAUAUCAACAGCCAUGGCCGAAGCGACGACGACGACGAAGCAAGCGACGCGACACGUCCAUCGAAUCAACGAAAUCGCGGCGACGAAUCGCGUCGGAGCGGAAGCCGCUUGGCUUUCUCACGGGACGACGAAAACCGAGAAGAAGAAUCACGUGCAUUCCGCGAACACGUUCGCGCAGAUUUAAACGUUUUUUAAAAAGAAGAAAAGCACAAAAAACCAGACACGAUUCCCCGGGCGACGAGCUCUCGCGUCGCGUUUGAAAGCGAGGUUAUGUCGAGGGGAGCAUAAUGGUGGGGGACGUGAUAGAUCGAGGGGGGAGAACGGUUCGCUGCUAGGACCGAAGAAUCGAUCAAAGAUGAUAUAUUCACCUCGAACGUUCGUCGGAGCUUGUUCACGGUAUAUAGUUCCGUAGAAUCAGCGACCGGGAUCCGCCUUGUUCAAGGUGGCGGCGACAGCGGCGUUCUUUCCGCCAUCUUGAAAGGGCGCGCGACGAACGUUCACGGGAGCAUCCGCGUAAUCCGUUUGCGCGCGCGGCGCACUUCGAAUGAUUUCGCGACACGGGCCGCGGGCCAACGAGUUUCUCGAGAGCAUCGAAUCGCGGCGGUGGCGGCGGCGACGGAGCAUCGAUGUUAUUAAAAUCCAGGUCGCGCCGGAGAGUUACGGUGCGAACGAUAACGGUGGAUCGCUGCGGAUCGGCGAGAAGAACAGAUUCGAGCUGCUCGCGGUAACGACGGAGCGGGUGACGUCAUCGAUCGCGCGCGACCGCGUAGAGCGCUUCGGUAGACAUUUGCCGGCGGAGGAGUGAGAGAGGGCGCGAGGGAGCAGAACGCUGGGAAGCGACGGAAGCGGGAAACAGCGUCGAUCUCGUGGCGCCGCGACCGGUGCAUCGUCCGUCCGGCUAUAUCUGGAAGAGCGACGACACGCAUCGCGUUCGAAACGCGCGCCGUUAGUUUAAUCUACUAGGGAGCGUAAGUUAAGGAUACGAAUGCCAUAAUAAUGACCAACUUUUUCUGGUUGUACUUAAGUCAUACCUUUUACACUUUAACUGUUUACGUUUAAGGCCAACUAAAUAUCGUAAGUUGCAUCAUAUCCCAUUAGCGGAGCGUCUUGUAUCGUUGUUUGACGUUUCGGUCUUUCUUUCAUUUUCUUUAUCACUCUCUCUCUCUCUCUCUCUCUCUCUCUCUCUCUUUCUUCCUUCCUCUCACUGUUUCCGUCGUUUACUUCGAUGGCUCUGGCGGCGGAAGAUUUUAUGGACGAUCGUCGACUUCCUCGGUAAAUCACUGAAACCGGCGGACUCCGUCCGAAUCACUUUCUUGUGACGGAAAAGUUCACCGCAGCGAACGGCGAAUUAGUUUCGAUUUAAUCGUCAGCGGAAGACGCAUCGAACGUUGCUUUUUUUUGUCUUGGAAGUGAACUCGCGCUCGUCGAACUCGGUAAUAUAUAUAAUAUAUAUUAUAUUAUAUAUUAUAAUAUUAUUAUAAUAAUAUAUAUAAUAAUAUAUAUAUUAUUAUAUCGAAACACGAUAUGACUGAUAGAGUUCUUCGACCAGAAUCGGUCCGUUGUACAGCGUCGAAUCGGUUCGAUCCGACGCGACGGAAGCCAUCGACGACGUUCAAAAAUUCCGGACGCGUUCUUAGAAGAGGAAAACACAUGGUCGAGGUUAAAACGACGUGAAACGGCGAGCGUGUUUUUCGACCGUUUGCACUCGAGCGACGACUCCGAGGCGUCGCUGAAAAUUGUUACGUCGUGUUGCAAAAUAAUUUUUCACGUUAUUAUAACUGUUUAUAUCUGAGAGACUGUUGUAAAGGUGACUGUUGCGCGCGCGCGCGCGUGUGUGCGUGUUACAAGGCUCGAUUUAAUGUGCAUGAAAUGCGCAUCGAGUCGUGUGACGUGGAAAUAAAUACUCCGACGGUCAGAAAAACUA